UCCACAGCAUUGAGUAUAUUUGUACGCAUGCGCACUCGUCAUCCAGUAAACGAUAUCCGGACGCUCUACACGUGAAUCAAAACAUCCCAAAUAUGAGGAAUCUCCGAGGACGAGGGGGCCCACCAAUGAGAGGAGGGAUGAGACCGUCACAUCCCCCAUUCAAACCUGGACCUCCAUUCAGGGCGUUCAUCCCCCAUAUACCGUUUGACUUAGUACAGUGUGAGUCAACGUUUCCCCGUGCCAAAACAGCCCCUGAGGAAAAGGCCCUGACCGAAUCACUGUUGAAGAGGAACACAGACCUGACUCCCACAGCCCAGGAACAGGCCUCCAUUCUGGCCCUCGUCACCAAGAUACAGGGUAUCCUUGACAACCUGGUCAUUGCCCCCGGUACAUUCGAUGCCGCUCAAGUGGAGGAGGUGCGACAAGUUGGGUCGUUCAAGAAAGGCACAAUGAUGGGUGGACACAAUGUGGCAGAUAUUGUUGUCAUGUUGAAGACUCUACCUACAAAGGAAGCAGUGGCAUCGCUAGGCAACAAGGUAUUGGAAGAACUCAAGGUGCAGGAACCCAAUGAAGUGCUAAGUAUGCUGACGAACGACUCUGGGUUUGAGAUCAGCUCCGCAGAUGCAAGUGUGAAGGGACUUAUCACCACCAUCCCACCAAACUUGAAGAAGCUGGACCCAGAACUUCAUCUGGAUGGGAAGGUCAUGCAGGGCCAUCUGGCGGCUGUCAGACACGCACGCUGGUUUGAGGAGAAUGCCUAUUUCUCUCCUUCCAGCAUCAAGGUGUUGAUUCGACUACUGCGAGAUCUGAAGAACAGGUUCGAAGGCCUACAGCCCCUCACACCCUGGAUAAUCGACCUGAUGGGACACUACGCCGUCAUGAACAACCCUUCACGCCAGCCUCUACCCAUCAAUGUUGCAUUUAAACGAUGUCUCCAGCUGCUGGCCGCUGGCUUCUCCACCGCUGGCUUCUUCCUGCCGGGGUCGGUGGGCAUCACAGACCCGUGUGAGCAAGGGACAGUCCGAGUCCACACAGUCAUGACCCUUGAGCAACAGGACCAGGUGUGUUUCACAGCUCAGACAUUGCUCCGAGUCCUCAGUCAUGGUGGUUUCAAGCAGAUCUUGGGAAUGGAGGGUAACUCAAGUAUUGCCACCGAGAUGAGCGUGUGGGAGGGUGUGGUUGUUACGCCAUCCGACAAGGCGUACGAGAAGAUCGAGAGGAAGGAGGGAGAAGAGGAAGAGGAGGAAGGAGGAGAUGAUGAAGGCAUGGACACCCAGGAGGGUCAGUAGUGAAUCCAGCUCCUUAAACAAGACCAAGCCACUACCACAGCAACCAUUUGCAGAAAACAAACAUGGAGCUCACUAUUUUUCCAUGUACAGGAAGAUAGACUAUCAUACUGAUGAUAUCUGUUUGGGGCAGGAGAUCUGUUAAGAGUAAGAAGGGCGGUUUAUUUUUCCCUCCUAGACCAUUAUGUAAUGAUAAACAGACAAACUGUUGUACCGAUUGCCAGAUUCUAUCGCAUAUGUGCAUUUAGUAUCAUGGGCCUACUGGUGCAUUAUUGCAGGCACAUCUUGUGUUGAGCCAUCGGUGCCACCCUGUGGACAUUGGUUGGCCAUUUCAGUUGUGUGUGAGUGGCUGAUGUGGACUCACCAACUGUUGCCAUAGCAACGUAUUAAAAACUGAUGGUAAUUAUGGAGAGGACCUGGUGACUUUACAGCCUCGUUAAUCCUUAGCGUACACACCAACGACUGAUCAGAGUGAUGGGUUCUGUUGUCAUGAGCAGUACAGUGAGAAUAACAUCUUUAGUGUGGUCUGGAAAGAACCAGACAUUUUACCACUAUUUGUUUACAGGCCUCAUGUGGCAAAUGAACUUUAGAUAUUAAAAAUUGUGAAUUUAUACAUAUUUUAUAUUGCUUUAAAAAUAUCAAAAACCUCCAACCAAUUUACCACCAGUGUACUGUUAAUACACAAUGCUUUUCGAUUGGAACAAAUAUGUGUAAUCCAAAAGAAAUGUCUACCCCUAAUCUUCAGACAUAAGGAGAUACACAAUGCUUUUCAAGUGGAUGUGCAGUGCAGGAGAAAUAGGUGUACUACUAAUCUUCAGACAUGAUCAGAUGCAUGUCGGUCAGAUGGUUCUGAACAUCCUUGUGAUUAUAAAGAAGAAGAUCCCCAUCUGUCCAUCUACUGGUGUAUGUCACAGAAAUGCCACAUCUCUAGUUGUUACCUUGUGUAGUGACUCCCAACAAAAUCACUGGGUGGCUGAAUUAUUGAUCACUGGAUUGUCUGUUCCAGAUCUGACAUUUAAUGUCCGCUGUUAUGUAGCUGGAAUACUGCUGAGUGCGGUUUCUAACAGUCACAUUCUCACAUGCACAUUACUUGUGGAGUGGAGAUAUCUGCUUGUCGAUGACUUGGAUCUCCAAACAUUGAUGUUGUAUAGUACUUCCAUGUCUGCUGUUUUACCAUUUCAUGUCGUCAUUAAAAUCAUUUUGUAUCAUUA
This is a messenger RNA of Haliotis rubra (blacklip abalone), 2497 nucleotides long. Its product is annotated as interleukin enhancer-binding factor 2-like. The record is from RefSeq and is a predicted model, not a curated record. Bases 93 to 1289 code for a protein of 398 amino acids. Lineage: Eukaryota; Metazoa; Mollusca; Gastropoda; Lepetellida; Haliotidae. The transcript is spliced from 15 exons.